Messenger RNA from Marchantia polymorpha subsp. ruderalis, 201 nucleotides. NCBI's taxonomy places the organism in Eukaryota, Viridiplantae, Streptophyta, Marchantiopsida, Marchantiales, Marchantiaceae. The record is from the annotation of a GenBank genome assembly.
AUGGAAAAGAGAAAAAGGGCAGGACGAUACGAGGGAUGUGUCCAUUCUACUUAUGUCUUCUUGAGCUGCUCCCCUGGCUGUCCGUGCGCUUAUCCCUUCGGCGUCGGAUGCGUGGACUGGAAGUGUCUUCUGUUUCUUGGUUUGCCUGAUACGGGAGUACCUUUUGCUGCAUGGCUUCGUCUACUCCAAAUGAAGACUUAG